Messenger RNA from Caenorhabditis remanei, 714 nucleotides. RefSeq lists its product as uncharacterized. Lineage: Eukaryota; Metazoa; Nematoda; Chromadorea; Rhabditida; Rhabditidae. The transcript has a single exon. The record is from RefSeq and is a predicted model, not a curated record. Bases 1 to 714 code for a protein of 237 amino acids.
AUGGAUAAACCCGAAUCCUCGCUUUUUGCAGUAAAAAAUCCACGUGUAUGGUUGAAAUUAAUCAUCGAGGUGUUUAGCCAUACACCUAAUCUGGAUAUUUUAUUGACGAAACCGGACUGUCUCUUUGACAUGAAAUCGAUAAAGGAUACUGUGAAAGGAUUCAACGUUGACGGACUCAACUUUAAUCAUGACUGUGGGAUGGAGUGUGCCCAGAUGGCUUUGAAGAACAUGCCAGAAUCAAAAACUGUGUUUAUCAAAAGUCCCGCUUUCAGAAAUCCAGUUGAGUAUCAAAAUAUCCUCAUACAGAAUGUUGAUUGUCUAGCUAUUAGUCCUUUUGAUCUCGAUUUGAAAAUCUCUUUGAAUGAUAUACUUCUUAUCAACAGCAAAUUGAUAGAGAUUAAAUCAAGACACAUCACCGACAAGAUGAUCAAUCGAUACCUGAAACAUUGGAUUCAAGGUUCAAACCCGAGAAUGGGAUAUGUAAGAAUCGAGUUCGAACCGAAUCGAAUUUUGGAUGAAGAAGUGAUUCUGAAAAGUCUAAAAUAUCGCAGAGCCCAACCAAAUCGGAAGAAAUAUUUUGGGAUGAUUGGAUACGGGGGAGUAGUCACAGCGGAAGGAGGAAUCGAUAUCCAUCGAAAGGAUGGAGCGGAAGGGACGAUUGUGUUUGAAACUCUCAACGGGAAUAGUUCCUUUGUUUUCUAUGUGUGUAAUUGA